Rotaria sordida is the source of this 2559-nucleotide messenger RNA. NCBI's taxonomy places the organism in Eukaryota, Metazoa, Rotifera, Eurotatoria, Philodinida, Philodinidae. The record is from the annotation of a GenBank genome assembly.
AUGACAACCGACCCUCAAUAUCGUAGAAAUUAUUCUGCUAGCUUUUUGCGACCCGAUGGUCGUUAUGUUCGUCAGAACAAAACCAGUUUUACUGAGUUUGAAUGGGAAAAUGAACCAAUUCUUACAACAAUUAGUCCAACAACAUUACCAAUGGCUAAAACACUACCAAAUGUAAAAUCACAAAAAACUUGGGAUUCAGAUAAAGCACUAAAAAGUACACAUAAAGGUUUAUUUGGUAAAUAUCAAUUACGUACUUAUCUAUUAUUGGCAUUGGGUUAUGGUGUCAUUGGAGCUUGGUUGGCAGAAAUGCCAUCAUUUGCUUUGUUACCACCGAAAUAUAUUGAUUGUACAUCAUAUGAUUCGAAGAAAUCAAAUAUAAGUGAUAGAUUAUCUACGGAAUUGGAUACAACAACAACAACAAUAAUCACAGUUUUGUAUAACGAUACCGAAAGAAUUCCUAUUAAUGGAAGACAAAGCGUUGAACCAGUAUAUAAUUAUAGCAAAGAAUAUGGACGAAGUGUACUUACUGAUAUGCAUGACAUCACGUUUAAUACUCUAUGUGAUAAAACACGUGUGAAAAUACCUUAUAUAUUGUAUAUAAUUGGUUUCAUUUUGGGUGGUUUCAUAUUUGGCUAUAUUGCUGACCAUAGUGGAAGAAAAAUGAUUUUACUCGGUUCAAUGUGGACAGCAUGUGUUAUAUCAAUAUUUCAAUUAUUAAGUGAAGAUUAUAUUUCUUAUAUAUUUUUUAUGCUUUUUAUUGGAUUUGCUAUUGGUGCUGUACAUGUUAUUACUUUACCAUAUGUUAUGGAAAUGUUUCCAGUUCAAACACGAGCUAUUUAUGCUCUAUCAUUAAUAGGUGUAGUAUUUUUACUAGAUUUGAUUAUACCAUGGAUUGCAUUAGGAAUAAAAAAUUGGAAAAUUUUACAAGCAAUUGUUUCUGUACCAUUGAUUCUAACCGCUAGUCUUUAUUGGUUUAUGGAAGAAUCAAUGUUUUGGUAUACAUCACAAAAAGAUUAUGUAACAGCUAUAUUAUCUUUAAAACGAAUAUCUGAAAUUAAUGGUAUAGUUUUUGAAAAUGUAUUUCGUGAAGCACGUGAAUUUCUUCGUGGUAAACGUUCAAAAGGCAUUCAAUGUGAUUUUCAACCAUUACUUCGAUUGCAGGAUAUUCAAUCAUUGGGUACAAAAUAUCCUGAUUUUGAUAUGGUAGAUUUACAAGCAACAACAGGAAAAAAAACUAAUCUAUCACAACGUAUAUUAAAAGUUAUAAGUGGUCAUGAUUAUUAUCCAACAAUAUCAACAUUUUAUCCAACAGAUUUUUUUCGUUCACCUGUAGUAACUAUUUAUUUACUUAUUAUGUGUGGUCUUUGGCUUGUUAGUUCAUUAACAGAAUACAGUCUUGAAGCUCCACAUUUAACACGACAUUUAACAGAUAAUUUUUUUCACAAUUACUUUUAUUCGCAUCUUAUACAAAUUGUAUCAUUUAUAAUAGCAUUUCCUUUGGUUUAUCUGUGGGGUCGACGAUGGCCAACAUUUGGUUUUUUUCUUAUCGCAGAAGUUUGUCUACUUGGUUCAGUUGCUGUUAAAUUAGAUAAUGAACAAACACGUUCGGCAAUGCUUGUUGUUUAUUUCAUGGGUAAACUUUCAACUCGUGCUGCAUUUAUUGUGAUAGCUAUUUAUACAUGUGAAAUAUUUCCAACGGGUUUAAGAUGUACAGCACUUGGUAUUUGUUAUACAUUUCGGUUAAUUGGUGUUGCACUUGCUUCUCCAGAUGUGGGUGAAAUAAACGAUUGGAUGCCUCGUCUUAUUUAUGGAGUUCUUUCAUUAGUUCUCGGUUCCAUGGCACUUUUAUUACCUGAAACAAAAACAAUACCAUUACCAAGAACAAUGUUGCAAAUAGAAACAAUUCCAACAUCAAUAAGUAAAACUUUUCGUCGACAUCGUUCAUCAUAUGCUAAACGACCUGUUCAAACAGAAGAAAAACGUUCAGAAGCACCAAAUAGUUUUAAUGAUGCUGCUUCAGUCGUAUCUGGUAUGCGUUCAACUCGUCCAUAUGAUUAUCAAUCAACAUUUCAUAGUAUUUAUGAAUUACAAGACUUUGGACAAUAUGAUACAGUACCUUCACUACCUACUCGAUAUCCAUCUCGUCGAAUGGAUUUGAAUCCAUAUUAUUCACCAUAUGGUGGUGUUAUGAGUGAAUUGUUUCGACCUCAACAAUCAAUUGCUGAAGAUGGUGAAUAUAAUGAAGAUGUUCAUCAGGAUGAAAGACGUUUAUCAUUACAAAGACGUCUUAGUGAACAAAAAAGAUUAGCUACCAUAAAUACGCCUAAUUUACCUACAGAAGAUGUUAUUAUUUUACCUGAUGCAACAAGACAAAUAUCAAACGAAAAACAAUUUUCAUCUGAUAUACCACGACAAAAUCAAGCUGAAGAUCAAACUGAAUUGAUAGCAACAUCUGAUGAAAAAACAGAGAAAGAUAAUCAAGAUGAAAAACAAUCUCCAAGACCUCCAUAUCAACGAACAAUGAGUCAAGAUGAAAAUUAUUUUUCUGAACAUUGUUAA